Rhizoctonia solani is the source of this 1332-nucleotide messenger RNA. Its product is annotated as J domain-containing protein. Gene Ontology annotation, molecular function: Hsp70 protein binding. The transcript has 6 exons. Lineage: Eukaryota; Fungi; Basidiomycota; Agaricomycetes; Cantharellales; Ceratobasidiaceae. The coding region runs from base 1 to 1332 and encodes 443 amino acids. Gene Ontology annotation, cellular component: endoplasmic reticulum membrane. Gene Ontology annotation, biological process: cellular response to misfolded protein. The record is from RefSeq and is a predicted model, not a curated record.
AUGGAAGCCAACCGGGAUGACGCAUUGAAGAGUCUCCGGCUCGCACGUAAACACUUUGAAGGCGGAAACCUUUCCGAAGCUCGUAGACUUGCGGAUAAAUCCAUCAGCUUAUUCCCCACGGCCGAGGCCAAGGAUUUCCUGGCUACACUUGCAUCUGCGCCAUCUCCCUCUGGUACACCGACAGAUCCUCCCAAAGCUUCAGGCGCAGAAGUCCACCCAUCUGCGGGUGGAGCACAUAGUAGAAAGGGGAAGACUAAGGAUCAGGCAACCAAUGGGAGCGAGAAGAAGUGGACACCAGAACAGGCGGCUGUAGUGAAACGAGUAAGGUCGUGCGGGGCUACAGCUUAUUAUGAAGUACUCGCAAUUGAGAAGACAGCGGAUGAAGGAGAGGUUAAAAAGGCCUAUCGCAAGCUUGCCCUCCAGUUACAUCCUGACAAGAACAAUGCCCUGGAGCAGACGAGGCUUUCAAAGGUUGGAGGAAACCCAUUCACGAUAUUGUCUGAUCCUCAAAAGCGGGCGGUAUAUGAUCAAGUUGGUGGCGAUCCGGAGCAAAGAGGCGGUGGUGGUAGCGCUGCAAGCAGUGGGAUGGGCGGUAUGCGUAUGCGGCCAGGAUACAACCAUAUGUUCUUUGAUGAGGAAAUCAACCCUGAAGAUGUGUUCAACAUGUUCUUUGGUGCGUCUGGAUUUGGUGGUCCUGGCUUCUCGACUGGAUUUGGGAAUGGUUUCGGUGGUACACCAGUAUUUUCGGCAUCUUUCGGAGGCCCUGGAAUUCGUGUACAGCGAUUCGGCGCCCCUCGGCGCCCAGCGGGCCAACAACAAGCAGGCGAAACGGGCGACACUCGAUCAAUAUUCGUUCAACUUCUCCCUCUUAUCGCUCUACUUGCAAUUUCGCUAUUCUCAAGUCUAUUCUCGUUUAUUACAAACGGUGGUCCGUCCUACCCUGGAUUCCGAUACGAUGCAUCCAAAAGCUUCAAUGUCGAACAAACGACCACUCGGUUAAAUGUGCCAUAUUUUGUGUCACCAAACGAGUGGACGGAGCAUCCUAUAGGCAAAGUCGCAGAACAAGUUAAAGCUGGAGCUCCUACACCGAGCACUAGCGAUCUCUUAAAACUGCGCUCGUUCGAAACUAUAGUGGAGAGACGAUAUGAGGAACAUUUAUAUGACUUGUGCCGGAACGAAUACGAGCACCGGGAACGACGGAUGGAACAGCAUAAAGGUAUCUUUGGAUUUGGCGCGGACUGGGACAAGGUCAAGCAGAUUCAGAAUGAGAAACUCCCCAACUGCGAGAAGCUCACAGCUCUUCAGUACAAACAAAAGACGCAGAAAAGAUAG